This is a messenger RNA of Triticum dicoccoides, 1638 nucleotides long. RefSeq names its product leucine-rich repeat extensin-like protein 3. Lineage: Eukaryota; Viridiplantae; Streptophyta; Magnoliopsida; Poales; Poaceae. The coding region runs from base 266 to 1360 and encodes 364 amino acids. The record is from RefSeq and is a predicted model, not a curated record. The transcript has 2 exons.
GCCUCACACAAAAGGGUCCAAACGCUCUUCACAUGCGCUUGUUCCUUGUGAUCCUCGGUCCUCCCCGUCCCUUUCCGCUGCUCGUCUCGAGCGAGUUGCCCGCAUAAACUACAAGCUUUGAUUGGAUGGAUCAUCAUCUCCCACCCGCCGCUUGCUAAGGCUUUGGCCACUCCGGCCGGCCGGAUAUAAAGCACGCCGGAGCGAAGGUUUAUCAGCUAGUAGCAGUAGCUUCUUCUCAGCUCGCAGCUAGCUCCUCUAGGACACCAUGAAGAAGAAGAAGCAGCAGCCAGUGUUGUUCCUUGCUUUGGAGGCGCUACUGGUCGCUUCUCUUCUGCUGCCCGGCCCGUGCCAGGGGUCUCAGGGAGCCAACCUCACCGUGACCGGCACCGUGUUCUGCGACGCCUGCUCCUCCAGCUCCUUCUCCAACCACAGCUACUUCCUGCCAGAUGUGAAGGUGAGAAUCGACUGCGCGAUCAGGGUGAGCACGACGUCCAAGGAGGAGAUCAAGAUCACGGCCGAGAAGACCACCGACAGGCACGGCGCCUACCGGCUCGACAUCCCGGCGGUCGCCAGCCUCGGCUGCACCACCGGCGGCGAGGCCGCGUCCUUCUGCCGGGCCGCCGUGCUGGACAACCCCUCGCCGCUCUGCGACGUGCCGGCCGUGACCACCACCGCCGGCCACAUCUCCUUCGCGGCCCGGGACCCGGACGCGUGCCUCUACAACCUCAACUCCCUCUACUACCGCCCGGGCAACAAGGCGGGCCAGUGCGACGGCGCGGGGGCGUCGACGUCGGCGACCGCCGCGCUGAACACGUCGCUCUUCUACUGCCCGCACUGGCCGUGGCCGCCCAUCCCGUUCUGCACGCCCCGCCCCUGGUUCCCGCCCAUACCGUUCUUCACGCCGCCGCCGCCGGCGUUCCCGUUCCCAUUCCCGCCGAUACCGUUCUUCACGCCACCGUCACCGCCGCCGGCGGCUUUCCCUUUCCCUUUGCCGCCCUGGCCGUGGACGCCGCCGGCGUCGCCACCGCCACCAUCGUUCCAGUUCCCUCAUCUGCCACCAAUAUUCUCAACACCAUCUCCCCCGCCGCCCCCGCCGCCGCCGCCUGCAUUCCCGUUCCCUUUGCCGCCGUUUCCACAGCUACCUCCUUUUCCGCAUUUUCCGCCUCUGCCGUCGUUGUAUUCGCCACCGCCUCCGCCGCCCCCGCCCUCGCCACCACCUCCGCCGCCGUCCUUUCCUUGGCCUUUCCCGCCAUUACCCUUCUUCCCUCCAACUGCAAGCCCUUCGGUCCCAUCUCCUCCACCUUCAAGGCAUUACCGGAAAGAUCCGAGCACCUGGUCCUCUUCCAAAACCCAACCAUAAAAAAAAAAUAAAGUAAUAAUAAAUAAGUACUUCAAGGAAAGGAUUACAAGUACAUAAGUAGCAAUUUAUCUGCUCGUGCUAGGGACGGAUAUAUAGUGGGUGUACUAGGCAGAUGAACUCCUUUUCUGUUUGAUUCACAGUGUGAGUCCGUGCCUAUAAUUAUAUGUCAGAUUGUAAAAAGAAGGAUUUCCUCUUUUUGAGAUGAAAAGACUCUGUAGAGAGAAAAUGCAGUUUUAUUGCGGCUUCAUAAUACUACAGAAUAACCAUUUCCCGGGUUA